Molecule: messenger RNA, 438 nt
Organism: Pongo pygmaeus (Bornean orangutan)
Lineage: Eukaryota; Metazoa; Chordata; Mammalia; Primates; Hominidae
Gene: ANKRD39
Product: ankyrin repeat domain 39
Molecular function (GO): protein binding
Source: RefSeq, a predicted model, not a curated record
GGGAUGGCGGUGCUGUAGCCCUGGGCAGAUGGGCCCAGUGGCUCCUUCCCUAGUGCGGUGUCCGGCAUGCAGCAGAUGCUGGAGAGAUGGACUUCAAGAUGGCACUAUGCCAGCCACAAUGGGCACUGUGCUGUGUGCCAGUUCAUAUUGCUAAGUGGAGCUAAGUGUGAUGCCCAGACCCAUGGGGGUGCCACUGCUCUGCAGCAGGACUGCUACUGAGGGCACACUGACAUUGCAUGGCCUCUGCUUUCACAUGGGUCCAAGCCCAGGUUGAUAGAUGAUGAUGGCAUGACCAGCCUACAUAAGGCUCCUGAGAAUGGUCACGUGGGCAUUUGCUCCCUCCUGUUGCAACAUAGCUUAGCCCUGAAAGCCAUCUGGGGGAAGGCAUGGCUAGAAUGUGACCUGCUGCCCUGCAGUGGUGACCUGCUGGCUAGCUGA